This is a messenger RNA of Chiloscyllium plagiosum (whitespotted bambooshark), 1105 nucleotides long. RefSeq names its product RIC8 guanine nucleotide exchange factor B (gene ric8b). Gene Ontology annotation, molecular function: G-protein alpha-subunit binding; guanyl-nucleotide exchange factor activity. Lineage: Eukaryota; Metazoa; Chordata; Chondrichthyes; Orectolobiformes; Hemiscylliidae. Gene Ontology annotation, cellular component: plasma membrane; cytoplasm. The record is from RefSeq and is a predicted model, not a curated record. Gene Ontology annotation, biological process: G protein-coupled receptor signaling pathway.
GCCGCCCACUGUGCCACGGUGCCGCCCACCUGUGCCACCGUGCCGCCCACAUUCUUGAAUAUGCAUUCUUGAAUAUUGAUAUAAACAUGAGGAAGGAGUAAAACAUACAGCUUAUUCAAUGAUUUUUGUUUGUGAUUUCUGAUUUUUUUUUUAAUAUUUAACAGGGGUCCAAUUUAAAGGAAGGAUUGACACCAGUUUUAAGUGUUCUUACAGAAUGUUGCAGGGUGCACAGAGAUAUGAGAAAAUAUAUCCGUUCACGGGUCCUACCUCCUUUGAAAGAUGUAAAGAAUCGUCCAGAAAUUGGCACCACUCUUCGAAAUAAGCUGGUUCGCCUCAUGACCCACAUUGACACUGGAGUGAAACACACUUCAGCAGAGUUCCUGUUUGUACUGUGCAAAGAGAGUGUUGAUUGCUUAUUAAAGUACACUGGCUAUGGUAAUGCUGCGGGGCUACUUGCUGCACACGGGCUACUGGCUGGAGGGAGAGGCGAUGGUCAGUAUUCUGAAGAUGAGGACACUGAUACCGAAGAAUACAAAAGUGUCAAAUCUUUUAUUAACCCCAUCACUGGUCAUGUGGAAGAUCCAAUGCCCAAUCCAAUGGAUGGAAUGACAGAGGAACAAAAAGAGUAUGAAGCGAUGAAACUCGUCAAUAUGUUUGACAAGCUGUCCAGGGAGCAGAUAAUCAAACCAAUGAGGGUUAAACCAGAUGGUACGAUAGGUCCAUUGGAGGAAGCAGCAAAUGAAUACACCAGUGAUCACAAUUCCACUUCAGAUUCUGAUGAAAACAUCUAGCAGUGCAAUUGAAAUCCCUUUACCAAACUCAGCCUACUAUUUUCACAGUAUACAUUUGUCAGUUGGAGAAAAAAAUGGUUUGCAGCAUGAAAUGCAUUGGGUAUCUGUAAUGGUGUCUGAUAGCUGUCCAGAAAGACGGCCUUUACCAGCAGAGAAGAGGUUUUCUAUUUUAUUUCUUCCACACUAUAUUUAUACCAUCAUUUGUAAAGCCAGAGAAUGCUCAGUUUUCUAAUAUUAUCCAGUUCCGUAACUGACAGCAUGAGCACACUACCCAGGAAGUCUGUUAUUUCCCUGACCUGUAUUGGAGUUGGAAU